GAUGCUGCCGAGAUGUCAGAUGCUAGGUUCAUAUUUUUGGGUAAUUGGGUCUAUUAAGUUAGUUAUGUUUGUGUGUUUGUUGCCAGUUAAGCUUGCUACUAAAACUGACAAUGUUAGAUAAUAAUAUUGCUCUUAACACAUACAGCUCUUCCAAUUCACCUUUUUCAUCACACAAGAAAUACAGGAACUUUUUCUUGGUUGUACUUUUAGUUUCAGGGCUUAUUGUUUUAUGUUUGCCAUUCAUCAAUCUGUCAUCAAAUAAUGGGGAAAAUUUUCAUAGACUUAAUUUGAAUGACUUAAACGACCCUCGAAUGGUACAAUUGAGAUCCCUUGCUUAUGGCACAAGAGCAAAAAACUCAAAAUGCACAUAUUGGGACUGUUUUAACGUCUAUCUUUGUGGGUGUACUGGCCAUGAAAGGAUUGCAGUUUAUGUGUAUCCUUUGAAGCAGUAUUUUACUGAAAAUGGAAAACCAGUUACCACCAAGAUAUCAAAGGAGUUUUAUGAUAUUGUGAAGAGCAUUGUAGAGUCAAAAUAUUAUACAUCAAAUCCACAUGAAGCCUGUCUUUUUAUUCCAUUUAUAGACACUUUGAAUGAGGAUAUUUUGGAUGGCAAUUUGACGUCAAGGCUUUUAAACCAACUUCCCAGAUGGUCAAACGGAGAAAACCAUCUACUUUUUAACAUGUUAGGUGGUACGCCUCCAAAUUAUUCUGAAAUACUGGAUUGGAGUUUGGGUAAUGCAAUGAUUGCGGCUGCUGGAUUUAAUACCUAUAAUUUCAGGCGGAAAUUUGAUAUAUCCUUACCAACUUUUAGUCCUUUAGCGAAGCAGGCUCAAGUUAAUAACACACGGCAAAUAAGAAAUUGGAAAGUUAUUGCGAGUCAAAUUGACAUUGAUCCUUACUUUUCGGCUGUACUGCAGCAACUUAGUAAAUACCAAAAUGAUGCUUUACUACUUCUGGAUCGAUGUAGCCCACAUAUCUAUACAAAACGCUGUGAAAUUAAUUCCAGAACCAUUUAUGAAUAUCCCCAGGUGUUAAGAGAAUCUACUUUCUGUCUUGUAUUUCGAGGCAAAAGAAUGAGUCAGUUUAUACUGAGCGAGGCCAUGGCCGCCAAUUGCAUUCCUGUGAUAGUUAUGGAUGGCUACGUAAUGCCAUUUCACGAGAUCAUCGAUUGGAAUCGUGCUGCCAUAUUCAUAAUGGAGGCCAAUUUAAAUACUCUUAUGGAUGUAAUUGACGGUAUUUCGGAUAAGAAAAUCGUGCAAAUGAGAAAUUCUGUGAUAUUUUUAUAUAGGAAAUAUUUUUCAUCUAUGGGUAACAUCGCUAUAAAUACCUUAGAUAUUAUACAGGAUAGAGUAUUUCCACAUCGUGCCAGGACCUAUGAUGAUCUAAAUUUAUUGCCUAGCGAGGUUAAUUAUAAUCCUCUCUAUUUUCCAACAACAGCACCGAAGGCUACAGGUUUUACGGCUGUUAUUUUGACUUAUGAUAGGAUUCAAAGCCUUUUUAUCCUAAUUGAAAGGUUGGUCAAAGUUCCAAGCCUAACCAAGAUCGUGGUAGUAUGGAAUAAUAAAAAAAAAGAUCCACCGGCUUUGUCUGAAUUCCCAAUUGUAUCGAGACCGAUAAGCAUAAUAAAAACCCAAGCCAAUAAAUUAUCCAAUAGAUUUUAUCCCUAUAAGGAAAUUGAGACUGAGGCUGUGCUUCACAUUGACGAUGAUAUUGUAAUGCUAACUAGCGACGAAAUUGAAUUUGCUUUUGAAGUAUGGAGAGAGUUUCCUGAUAGAAUAGUUGGGUUUCCUUCAAGAACUCAUUUCUGGGAUAAUAUAACUAAUACAUGGAAAUACGAAUCUGAAUGGUUAAACGAAAUUUCGAUGGUGCUGACUGGCGCAGCUUUUUUGCAUAAAUAUUGGAGCUAUUUAUAUACUUAUAAACUACCUGAAUAUAUAAGAGCUUGGGUUGAUAAUAACAUGAAUUGUGAAGAUAUUGCUAUGAAUUUUUUAGUUGCUAAUGUGACGAAUAAACCACCUAUUAAGGUAACACCAAGGAAGAAAUUUAAGUGCCCAGAAUGUGCAAGCAAUGAGAUGCUCUCAGCUGAUAUAGGUCACAUGGUAGCUAGAUCACAAUGCGUUGAUCGAUUUGCACAAAUAUUUCGUCGUAUGCCAUUAAAAUUAAUAGAAUUUAGAGCUGAUCCUGUUCUAUUUAAAGACUCUUUUCCAGAGAAACUUAAACGUUUUAAUAAUAUUGGCAGUUUGUAAUUACAAAAAUUGGUCAUUUCCGCUUAGUAUCAAUAAUAAAGUUUGACUAGAGAUAUACCA
Molecule: messenger RNA, 2306 nt
Organism: Anthonomus grandis grandis
Lineage: Eukaryota; Metazoa; Arthropoda; Insecta; Coleoptera; Curculionidae
Gene: sotv
Product: exostosin-2
Exons: 8
Coding region: 111-2246 (711 amino acids)
Cellular component (GO): membrane
Molecular function (GO): glycosyltransferase activity
Source: RefSeq, a predicted model, not a curated record